AUGUUAGGACCAACUGUAUCCUUGCUCACUCAAGCUAUGAGAGCCGCCGUUGAUCACUUAAUUGGCUCCUCGGACGACUCCCUAAAUAUAUUGCGAGGUAUAGUGUCAAGAAAUAUGGCUAGUGAGGAAACUAAUUCCCAAAUUUCAAAAUCAAAAAAUGCGUCUGAAGAUGAAGCAGAAUAUGAUAACUUCUAUUUCAAUUUGAAGCAUGCGACAACACAGCAUAUUAUCCAACAGGAGAAAUUACUUGGUGAUGUUUUGGAGUUAAAACUGAAUGUUCACAAUACUGUUGCAGAAUUGUCCCUUCUGGAAACACCAGAGAAGAAAAUAAAUCUUUUAAGUACUGAUAAAUUGUUAGAUUCUCAUAAAAGGUAUUUGUCAUGUGUUUCUUCUUGUCAUAGUCCUGACAAUACGAAGAAUGUUGAUAAGAGAGUCGAAAUGAAUUACACUUAAUAAUAAAUAACUCUCUUGAUAUAAUCAUAAAUCUCAUCAUAAAAUAAUUAAUUUUAGUUGUAAAAAUUUUAUUGAUUUCUGCAUAAACAGUAACUAUUGAGUUUUACAUUUAGUCUGGAAAUAAAUCAUUAUGCAAAAUAAAAUAUACGUUUAUUUAAUUAUUUUCACAUUUGUUUACCAAUAAAUUAAUAAUUCUCUUGAUAUAGUUGUAAAUCCCCUCAUUAUAUAAUUAAUUUUAGUUGUGAGAAUUUUAUUGAUAUCUGCAUAAAAAGUAACUGUUUCGUUUUACAUUAUGUCUCGAAAUGAAUCAUUAUGCAAAA
Messenger RNA from Gryllus bimaculatus (two-spotted cricket), 773 nucleotides. The record is from the annotation of a GenBank genome assembly. Lineage: Eukaryota; Metazoa; Arthropoda; Insecta; Orthoptera; Gryllidae.